GUUAUGCAAUGAUUGCAAUCAAUUGCAAAAAAGUUUUAACUAAAUAUUGAUUUAAUUAAAUAGUUUUGAUGUGUUAUUACUAAUUGAUGUAAUGGUUAGACAAUGUCUGCAAUGAAGUAUAUAUGUGUUUGUCUAUCAGUGUUUCGUUUGUGUGAGUUAUGGAUGAGUUGGUCAUACCUACAACCCGACCAAUUCUUUCAGUCAACCGAACCCAUCGCUGGCCACGUGUUUGACACCAAAGUAUUGAUGGUCUGGGAGUUCAACACUUCGUUUCCGUUGAGAAAUAUCUUUUUUCCUCAACUGAUCUCAAGACCCGUCUUUACAUUACUUAAAUGGCUUGAAGUUAAUGACAAUCCAUUUGUGGUGUUUCUUUGUCCACGAAUUGUCAUCACUUUAUUGUCAUUCAUUUGCGAUUACAGUUUAUACACAAUGAGUCGAUACAGUCAAAGAAGUACAUCACAAGUGAUACCAUCGCUGGUCAUAUUUGGUUCAUCUUAUAUCACAUUAACUUAUUUGACACAAACUUUUAGCAAUACUAUUGAAACUAUUUUACUAUCAAUUGUUUUAAUGUAUGUCUUCAAGUCAAUGGCAACUAAUAAUUACAAGACAUAUAACACAACAAUUUUGGGAACAGUAUUAUCAUUUGGACUCUUCAAUAGACCGACAUUUGUUUUGUUUGCAUUUCCCUCUGUUUUCUUUUGGGCCAAAUAUGAUGGCAACACAUCUCGUAAGACUAAACGGUCAAAAAGUUGGUCACAAUUUGUCGUUACAAUAAUAACCCGCGGCUUAUCAUUAAUACCAUCGUUUGGUAUUACAUGCUUAGCAUUGAUAAUAUUUGAUACUCAAUACUAUACUAAUAACAAUAUCUUUGAUUUAUAUGAAGAUGUGAUUAAUUUGAGAUUUGAAGAACUAGUCAAUAGUUUAGUGAUAACUCCCUUAAAUUUUAUUAUUUAUAACACAAAGACAUCCAAUUUGGCUAACCAUGGAUUACAUCCGCAAUACUUUCAUGCUUUAGUCAGUGUUCCCCUGACUUUCUCAAUAUUAGGACUGUUAGCAUAUUAUGAUAUUUUUGACAAACUCAAGAAGUUAUCAUUUGGUCGCACAUCAAACAAAUGCAACUUUGAAUUGAUAGCUUUGUUAACAUUUAUUAUACCAUUGAUAGGAUUUUCACUGAUCCCACAUCAAGAACCCAGAUUUCUAAUCCCAAGUUUGGUUCCUCUUUGUUAUCUCUAUGGAAAGCCAGCGAUUAAUAGCAAAUUAUUAUUUAUUUUAUGGAUUAUUAUUAACACAAUUCUUGUCAUUUUCUAUGCAUUUAUACACCAAUCGGGUGUAAUUAAAGGACUUUUUGAUUUAAAUGAUAUAAUCAAACAAAACAGUGAUAAACGCAUUGAUAUAGUAUUUUCUCGCACUUACUUACCUCCUCGUCAUUUGCUUAAUAUAGAUAACAAGUGGUCAGACAUACAGAUUCACGAUCUAUCGGUUCUGAAUUUUCCUCAACCAUUGAAUUCGCAAAUAAGAGAACUGAGAGAUCAAAACGCAACAGAUUUUUAUCUCUUAAUUCCGAGUUGUCUUUCGGAACAAUUGAUAGAUUUAUUUACAAAACAUGGAUUAAAUUAUAAAUUAUUAAAACAGUAUUUCCCGCACUUCACAGCUGAAGACAUCGGAAGUUCAUUAAAUAUAUUAAAGACUAGUUUAUAUAAUUAUAGAGAAGCUUUCAGUUUAAACCUUUGGAAUGUCUCAAUCAACUGA
This is a messenger RNA of Oppia nitens, 1749 nucleotides long. Its product is annotated as GPI mannosyltransferase 4-like. NCBI's taxonomy places the organism in Eukaryota, Metazoa, Arthropoda, Arachnida, Sarcoptiformes, Oppiidae. Gene Ontology annotation, biological process: GPI anchor biosynthetic process. The transcript has a single exon. Bases 103 to 1749 code for a protein of 548 amino acids. The record is from RefSeq and is a predicted model, not a curated record. Gene Ontology annotation, molecular function: alpha-1,2-mannosyltransferase activity. Gene Ontology annotation, cellular component: endoplasmic reticulum membrane.